UCGGCGGCUUCCUGGUACGUCACCUGUUGGUGUAGUUUGGUUUACGGAUGCUCCAGCUCGUUGGCCAGACACCGGCUCAAACACAGGUGCUUAUCCUCGGCAUAUCGCUCGGUGUGCAGCAUACAUCCACUCGCUGAGACAUGGCCCAGUGCGCCGAGCCGUCUGCCUGCUCCGGGCUGAACGGGGAGCAGAGUAAGCCGAGGAAGGUGGCUGUCAUCACGGGCAUCACCGGACAGGAUGGUUCCUACCUGGCUGAGUUCCUGCUGCAGAAAGGCUACGAGGUCCAUGGUAUUUUGCGGCGUUCCAGCUCCUUCAACACGGGCCGCAUUGAACAUCUUUACCAGAACCCACAGACACACACCGAGGGCAACAUGAAGCUGCAUUAUGGCGACUUGACCGACAGCACAUGUCUGGUGAAGAUCAUCAACCAGGUCAAGCCUACGGAGAUCUACAACCUGGGGGCUCAGAGUCACGUCAAGAUCUCCUUUGAGUUGGCUGAGUACACAGCUAACGUGGACGGUGUCGGUACACUGCGUCUGCUGGAUGCCAUAAAGACGUGUGGUCUGACCAACAGCGUGCGUUUCUACCAGGCCUCCACUAGUGAACUGUAUGGCAAAGUCCAGGAGAUCCCUCAGAAAGAAACAACACCUUUCUACCCCCGCUCGCCUUAUGGAGCAGCAAAGCUCUACGCCUACUGGAUCGUGGUGAACUUCCGAGAGGCCUACAACAUGUUUGCCGUCAAUGGGAUCCUCUUUAACCACGAGAGCCCGAGGAGAGGAUCAAACUUUGUGACUCGUAAGAUCAGCCGUUCUGUGGCGAAGAUUCACCUUAAGCAACUGGAGAGCUUCAGUCUGGGUAACCUGGACUCCAAGAGGGACUGGGGCCACGCCAAGGACUACGUGGAGGCUAUGUGGCUGAUGCUGCAACAGGAGCAUCCGGAGGAUUUUGUCAUCGCAACGGGGGAGGUGCACAGCGUGAGGGAGUUUGUGGAGAAGGCCUUUAAACAUGUGGGGAAGAGCAUUGUGUGGGAAGGCAAGGAUGAGAACGAGGUUGGCCGUUGCCAGGAGACAGGGGUAGUGCAUGUGAAGGUGAACCCAAAAUACUUUCGCCCCACUGAAGUGGACUACCUACAAGGUGACAGCACCAAGGCAGAGCAGUACUUGGGUUGGAAGCCAAAAGUGACUUUUGAGGAGCUGGUGAAGGAGAUGGUGGAUGCAGACAUUGAGCUGAUGAAGAACAAUCCAAAUGCAUAAAGCCAAACGUGUCCAUUCGGUCUGGAUUUUUUUCCCCCAACACUCCAGUGCAGUGCCGCUGAAUCCCCGAGGUGGAUGUGCUACACUUCUCCUUUCAUUGUUUGUCACUUUACUUUUCCAAAUGAAGCAAUUCUGUCCUUUGUUCUAUGGUGAGGGAGAUUAGACCUUGUCAUUCAAUGCCUUUGUGUUUCGUCAUUUUCUGAGUAUCAUGAUGUUGAUUUUCUUUCACUGUCACAUAGCAGGGAUGCCUUUUUUCAUUUCAGGAGUAAUCAUGUGAUAAUUUAUGGACUAAAUUUUGAAGGGUUUUUUAUAGAUAUGUAUAUUUCUUUAUUUCAUUCAACUAUGAACUGAAUUCCUUUGACCAGGAUGUCAAGUUGCAGUUCUGUUCUCCUUCACUGAAGUGGCAGUAUACAACCAUUAAGGUUGUAUCAUUUACUGCUGGAAAUUAUAUUACUGUAAUCAUUAUUUUCAUCAGACAUUUAAAUCAACAUGUAAAAAUUUUGGUAAUAAAGAAUGCUCUU
Molecule: messenger RNA, 1774 nt
Organism: Myripristis murdjan (pinecone soldierfish)
Lineage: Eukaryota; Metazoa; Chordata; Actinopteri; Holocentriformes; Holocentridae
Gene: gmds
Product: GDP-mannose 4,6-dehydratase
Exons: 11
Coding region: 141-1253 (370 amino acids)
Biological process (GO): 'de novo' GDP-L-fucose biosynthetic process
Molecular function (GO): GDP-mannose 4,6-dehydratase activity
Source: RefSeq, a predicted model, not a curated record